This is a messenger RNA of Chironomus riparius, 296 nucleotides long. The record is from the annotation of a GenBank genome assembly. NCBI's taxonomy places the organism in Eukaryota, Metazoa, Arthropoda, Insecta, Diptera, Chironomidae.
CGAAAAGAAUCUUACUCACUUAAACAUGCAAAAAGGUUUCGAUAGGAAUGGCAUAAAAGAAGAGUUUUUUUCAAAGUUGUUGUAAUGGGUAUUGACGUAAAAAUUGGUUAAGGCUUUGAGUGAAAAUGAAUUUCUACAAACGUUUAUUGUCAAACCCGAGCAGAAUGAGGACCUUGAGGUGGGCUGGACAUGUGUUCAGACGUCCACAAGAUCCCCCAGUGCUUAAUGUGACUGUUGCAGUCUUUAUAGAUUGCAAGACAUCUAGAGGAAGACCAAAGAAUACCUGAAUUGGAUGU